Monosiga brevicollis MX1 is the source of this 926-nucleotide messenger RNA. RefSeq lists its product as uncharacterized. Bases 1 to 657 code for a protein of 218 amino acids. The transcript is spliced from 6 exons. NCBI's taxonomy places the organism in Eukaryota, Choanoflagellata, Craspedida, Salpingoecidae. The record is from RefSeq and is a predicted model, not a curated record.
AUGGCCGACAAGCCAGAGAAUGACGAUGCCACCUGGGUGGACGAGACCUCAGCUGCCUUGCGCGACGCAGGAUACAAAAUUAUCCGAUUUGGCGAAUUCGGCAUGGUCUACGUGGGUCAGGUCGACUACGACAACAAGCCGGAUGGUCAUGGCUACAUGUAUUUGAAGAACGGCGAUGUGCAUGAAUGCGAGUUUCGCAACGGACGAGCCAAUGGCGAAGGCGUCUACGUCUCCAGCAAGGGUAUUGAGUGGAAAGGACGCUGGGAGGCUAACAAGAAGACCGGCCAGUUUGCCGUGGUUGAUAGUACGGGAACGCACUGGACAGAGAAAUAUGACGCCGAAGGCAAGCGUGUGGCACGCAAAAAACUUCGCGAGGCUGUUCCCAAUGAAAAGUUUGUCGCCGGUGGCGAGGAACCUGAAACAAUCGAAGUGGAAGUACCCAAAGACGAGGCCGCCAUGCAGUGUUACUUUUGCAAUGGCAAGGCGCGCGACCGUAACAACCAUGCCUGGGCAUGCCGUGCCCACUCGGGACGCUUCACCGAAGAUCGCACAUAUCGCGGUGAGGGUGAGGCCCCUGGGGUCUGGUCGUGCUGUGGCCGAGAAGAGCGCAGCGAGCCUGGAUGCGCUUUCCGCUCGCACAACUUCAUGUCUGCCUAGCAAGCUCCGGCGACGUGCCACCAAAGACAAAGCAUCACCAACCCACCAAGCUUUUGAAAAGCAAAGCUUCUGCUCGUUGACUCAUGUGUGUGUGUGUGACUGAGGGAUGUUGGGAUUUGAAGCCUCUACCCGUCUUUUCUGAGCUGGAAUCUGUAUGUUGCAGCGCGCAUCUUCAUCAAUGUCGCAACAUCUUUGCGGGGAGAAGGCGGUGACUCGUUCAUGCUAAUACGUGUGCGUAAAAUCCUCAACUGUCAAUUAAAGAGAAAGAU